UUAACAUAGCGCGAGAGGCUGACAUACUUGUGUACCUGCGGGAACCACUAUCCCGAGCAUCCUGUUCAGGCAUGGUGGUGAUGGCAGAUUUCGAAGGAUCACCACAGCAAGUUGAGAGCGCUGCCAAGUUCCGGGUGAAUGGACAUGGCAGAUCUGUAAAGCUACAAAAGCCAGGGACCUGGACGUCUGUUUGAUCUUCACUUUGUGAGCAACGAUCUCCACAGUCGUCAACAUGGGACUCUUCGCAAAGGCGUUCCUUGCAGCUACUGCUGCAGCAUCUGUUAGUGCUAUGAACGUUGCCGUCCAAUCUUCUGGAGGCAACCAGACAGGCAAGUUUGGCCACUCAUACGGCUAUGGCUUCCUUCAUGAGGAUAUCAACAACUCUGGUGACGGCGGUAUCUACGCUGAGUUGAUCCAGAACCGUGCUUUCCAGUACAGCAAGGCUUUCCCGGUCUCUACAGCUCACUACUUUCCCAUCAAUGGUGCUAGCCUUACCAUCAACAAUGCCACCGAGCCACUGUCUGCGGCCCUCCCUGCCUCCAUGAAAGUCUCCGCUGGCAACGGCACUGUUGGCAGAAUUGGCUUUGAGAACGAGGGCUACUGGGGCAUGGAUGUCAGAACCCAUAAGUACACCGGAUCUUUCUGGGUCAAGGGUGCCUACACCGGCUCCUUCACAGCUUCGCUGCAGUCGAACCUGACAGAUGAUGUCUUUGGAUCUGUUGAUAUUGAGUCCAAAUCUGUUGAUUCGGAAUGGACCGAGCACACUUUCGAGCUUAUCCCCGAGAAGGAUGCUCCCAACUCGAACAAUACUUUCGCCGUCACGUUCGACCCCAAGGGUACUCAGGGAUCUCUCGAUUUCAACCUUAUCAGCUUGUUCCCUCCCACCUACAAGAACCGCAAGAAUGGUCUCCGCGUUGAUAUCGCCGAGGCCCUGGCUGAAAUGAACCCUCAUUUCCUUCGCUUUCCCGGUGGUAACAUGCUCGAAGGACUCGAGAACGAUACCUACUGGGACUGGAAGGAUACCCUUGGCCCUCUUAAUGAGCGUCCUGGUUUCCAAGGUGUUUGGGGUUACCAGCAGACUCACGGCCUUGGCAUGAUGGAGUAUCUUGAAUGGGCUGAGGAUAUGGAUCUCCAGAUCGUGAUCGGUGUCUGGGCUGGUCUCGCUCUCAACGGCGACGUCACUCCUAAGGAGGAUCUCCAGCCCUUCAUCGACGAUGCUCUGAAGGAAAUCGAAUUUGUCCGCGGCUCGGUAGACACUGAGUGGGGUGCCAAGCGUGCUGCUCUCGGACAUCCCGAGCCUUUUGAACUGAACUACGUCGAGAUUGGCAACGAGGAUUGGCUUGCCGGCUACCCCGGAGGCUGGGACUCUUACAAGGAGUACCGCUUCAUCAUGUUCCACGAUGCCAUCAAGGCCGCGUACCCCGAUAUUCAGAUCAUUGGCUCGUCUGCCACCAGCGAUCCCGCCCCCGAAGGUGCCACUACUGGUCCCAACCUCGUAAAUGGUAUCAAAUACCCUGCUGAUGCUAUCGGUGACUACCACCCUUACCGCGAGCCUGAUGAGCUUGUUGAGGAAUUCGACCGCUUCGAUAACGACAUCGGUCACAUUAUUGGAGAGGUCGCUGCCACCCACGUCAACGGUGCCACUCCUCCUCGCUGGAACGGCCCUCUCUACAAGUACCCUUGGUGGAUUGGCGCUGUUGGAGAGGCAGUGUCUCUUAUCGGCUAUGAGCGCAACUCUGACCGCAUUCCUGGUACCUUUUACGCUCCUGUUCUGAAGAACGAGAACCGCUUCCAGUGGCCCAUCACCCUGAUUCAAUUCACUGCCGAUGCCAAGCAGACCACCCGUGCCGUCACCUGGUACUGCUGGAGUCUGUUCUCUAACCACCCCAUCUCUCACACUCUCCCGACCACGUCCAACUCCAGCUACGGACCGGUCUACUGGGGUGCCGGUAUUGACGAGGCCCGCAACGGUGCGCUCGUCUGGAAGGGCGCUGUUUACAACACUACCGACAACGCCUCAGUCCCCAUCACCGUCCAAUUUGAAGGUGUUGAGGCUGGCACUAAGGCGCAGCUGACCUACCUCACCAACUCUGUUGGCGACCCAUACGCCUACAACGACCCUCGCACUGGCAUUCAGAUCGUUGAUACUACCACUAAGGAGCUGACCGCUGGUGCCAAUGGAGCUUUUGAGUUCAGCUUGCCCCAGUUGAGUGUUGCCGUCCUCGAUACCGAGGUUAUUGGCAACUCCACUGGAAGCUACAAGAAGGCGAAGAGGACUCCAAUUCCUAGGUACCAGAGGCGUUGGUAGUCGUAUUCAUCGAGAUGAAAAAAUUAACCAGAUAAAUAAAUCAAAUCAAAUUUUGAAAACACA
Boeremia exigua is the source of this 2371-nucleotide messenger RNA. Its product is annotated as glycoside hydrolase superfamily. Gene Ontology annotation, molecular function: alpha-L-arabinofuranosidase activity. The record is from RefSeq and is a predicted model, not a curated record. The coding region runs from base 233 to 2308 and encodes 691 amino acids. NCBI's taxonomy places the organism in Eukaryota, Fungi, Ascomycota, Dothideomycetes, Pleosporales, Didymellaceae. Gene Ontology annotation, biological process: L-arabinose metabolic process. The transcript is spliced from 2 exons.